Molecule: messenger RNA, 866 nt
Organism: Cicer arietinum (chickpea)
Lineage: Eukaryota; Viridiplantae; Streptophyta; Magnoliopsida; Fabales; Fabaceae
Product: ubiquitin domain-containing protein 7SL RNA1-like
Biological process (GO): proteasome-mediated ubiquitin-dependent protein catabolic process
Cellular component (GO): nucleoplasm; cytosol
Molecular function (GO): proteasome binding; polyubiquitin modification-dependent protein binding; ubiquitin binding
Source: RefSeq, a predicted model, not a curated record
AUGGAUCUAAUAUUUGAAGUACAAAGAGGGAGAGCAUUCUCAAUUGAAGUGGGCUUCUUCGACACAAUUUUGGAAAUCAAAGAAAAAGUUCAAAAAUACCAAGGAAUUCCAAUCUCUAAACAAACCUUACUCUUCAAUGGCCAAGUUCUCCAGGACGACGGCGACAUUUGGAAAUGCGAGAUUUUUCAAAAUUCUCGCAUUCAUCUAGUUGUCGCCGUUGCAGAAUCUGACCAUCACAGAUCACCUUUGGUAGAGGAAACCAAAAUUCACCUCAACAUCAAAACACCUUCAUCAAAAUCCCACAUUCCGGUCGAAAUCGACAAAAACCACACCGUUUUAAAGCUUAAAGAGAAAAUUCAUGACAUUGAAAAUAAUGUCCCAAUAAACAAACUCAUUUUGCAUGUGCAUGCAACAGGAACAGAAUUGCAUGAGAAUCAAUUAUUACGUGAUUGUGACGUUUCGGAUAACAGUGAAAUUGAGGUGAGUUUUAAGCAACCGGCAGCGGCGGCUCCGGCGGUGGUUGGUGGUGGUGGUGGUGGAGGUUCAAAGAAGUUGAAGCUGUUGGUUUUACCCAAGAGUGGAACAAAGAAAAUACCCGUGGAAAUGAAUGCUUCUGAUAAUGUUGGUGAGUUGAGGAAGGAACUGAAUAAGUUGAAUCAGAGGCUUCAGUUUCAUCUUCCACAAGAUGGUUACUUUUUCAUUUAUAAACAAAAUGUUAUGGAUGAUGACAAGUCUUUUCGAUGGCACCAUGUUUGUCAAGGUGAUACCAUUGAAAUCUUUAAUGGAAGUGUCACUGGUGGAUCAUGAAAUUAAUUUUUUUUGUCCUUAUGUCUCUUUAUUUUAAUUUAGCUAAGGCCUAAGUGUAC